This is a messenger RNA of Chaetura pelagica (chimney swift), 1547 nucleotides long. It is a transcript of the gene SRSF10, whose product is annotated as serine/arginine-rich splicing factor 10. NCBI's taxonomy places the organism in Eukaryota, Metazoa, Chordata, Aves, Apodiformes, Apodidae. The record is from RefSeq and is a predicted model, not a curated record. The transcript is spliced from 4 exons. Bases 6 to 332 code for a protein of 108 amino acids.
AUCAAAUGAAGGCCAAGGAAGGGAGAAACCUGUACAGCUCUUCUCGUUACGAUGACUAUGACCGGUACAGGCGCUCCAGGAGUCGGAGUUACGAAAGGAGACGGUCUAGGAGUCGUUCCUUUGAUUACAGCUACAGAAGAUCCUAUAGUCCCAGAAACAGUAGACCUACUGGAAGACCUCGUCGUAGCAGAAGCCAUUCGGACAAUGAUAGGUUCAAACACCGCAAUCGAUCUUUUUCAAGAUCUAAGUCCAAUUCAAGAUCACGAUCCAAGUCACAGCCCAAGAAAGAAAUGAAGGCUAAAUCACGGUCUAGAGGUAGGACUAAACUUUGACUUGACUUGUGUAUAUGAACAAGCCAGAAAAGCCGAACACAAACCCACGAUGUUUCAAGAGUGCAUGAAUAAAGAUGUUGUCCUAGUUCUUGCUCCCAUGGAAAAAUUGUGAAGAAGCUGUUCUGUGGGCCUUUCAGUUGGGGACGAGUUAGCAGGAUGUGGCCAAAAGGGCAGGGAAUGUUUAUGCAUUCAUGCAAGUCAAGCCACAGCCCAUCUAGAUAACAUCUCCCUUCCUUGGUGCAGGAAUCCCAGUCCUGCUCUAAAAAAAAAUCAAAGCAGGAGCCUGUCUUGGUGCAGCUCCCUGCAGGUUAUGCACAGCUGGAAUGCAAGAACAUAAAUGCAGGCUACAAAAGAUCAUGUAUAGGCAUCUUUCUUUUGGAGUCUCAAGAACGGUGGGGAUUAUGUUUUUUUUUUUUCUCCUGUGGUAAAACUAGAUUUUGUCAUUCCUGCAAAAGUUGUAGAAUUGAAGUAGUGUGUAAAAAUAAUAAUUCUGCUGAAAGUAAUGGCUGUGCUCCAAAGUAUCUGGUUUAUCUCAGCAGUAACAGAAGGCUCUAUUGGAACUUCUUUUUCACCAAUAGUCCAUGCACCCAACUGGUAAUUAAAAAUUUAGUGGUUAAGUAGCUGGGUGUUUAAAUUAGGGACUAUAAUAGACUGGUCUCUGAAAGCUCAUUGUUAUCCUUUCUAUGUCUUUUAAAGAUGUUUAAAUGUACAGUAUAAUGGCUUUAUUCAAAGUGGAAAUUUUCAAUUUAAAUGUUAUUUUGAGCUCUCUUCUUGGAAAGAGCCUCUUUUUUCUUUUUUUUAUUCCUUACUGUUCAGUCUGGGGUAACAGCUUGAAAUAUGUUCAGAGAAGGGCAAUUGGACAAAUCUGCAUCGCAGCACUGCUACUUGAUUUUUUGGCAGGGAUGUUGCAGAUGAACAUUUUGAAGUACAAAGGGAUAAAUUUACACCUUUUUAGGACAUAAUCGCCCAUUAACAAUUGCUGGUUUUCUCCAUUUAUCUUGUAACUUGCUUAAAAAGUCUGUAGUCCAUUGCUAUAAUUGUCUAAAGAUGCUCUUACUGAUGAGACUAUGAUAGGAAGGGAAGACUCUGUACCCUGUAGUGUGUUUGAUCAAAAGAUGCUAAUGUUUUAUUCAUCCACAUCCUUUCUUCUUGAGUUUUGUGUUCCAUCUGUGCGAAUAACCCUGUGAAUUGGGAAUAAAAUGUACAAGUUUUGAC